Messenger RNA from Spea bombifrons (plains spadefoot toad), 1747 nucleotides. It is a transcript of the gene HYAL4, whose product is annotated as hyaluronidase 4. Gene Ontology annotation, molecular function: hyalurononglucosaminidase activity. The record is from RefSeq and is a predicted model, not a curated record. The transcript has 4 exons. NCBI's taxonomy places the organism in Eukaryota, Metazoa, Chordata, Amphibia, Anura, Pelobatidae. Gene Ontology annotation, biological process: hyaluronan catabolic process; carbohydrate metabolic process. Bases 114 to 1559 code for a protein of 481 amino acids.
ACGCCCUCUGGGACAUGGAGUAACCUAUUACUGGUGAAACACAGAAUAAACUUUCUGUGCCAGGCGAUGUACAAAGGUUCGAAUUGAUCUCCAUAUUCGUCAACAACAUAAAAAUGAAUAAACUCAGUAGUUACCUUUAUAUUGUAGGGCUAUUUGUGAUACUGCAUUUUACUGCCAUGUUAAAAUCUCAGACACUCAAACAAACAAAAAAACCUGUUAUUCAUAAUAAACCCUUUAUUUUUGUCUGGAAUGCACCUACAGAACAGUGCAGACUAAGGUACCAAGUUGAUUUGGAUCUCAGCGUCUUUGACAUUUUUGCUAACACCAAUGAAACCUUGAGUGGAUCAAAUGUCACAAUAUUCUAUCACACACACUUGGGACAUUAUCCCUAUUUCACCGAUGAUGGACAACCUGUUAAUGGUGGAGUACCACAAAGUGAGAACCUGAAAUUUCAUCUACAGAAAGCAAAACUGGAUAUAAACAAGCUGGUACCAAACAUGAAUUUUCAGGGGCUUGGGGUUAUCGACUGGGAGAACUGGAGACCACAAUGGGAUAGGAACUGGGGAAAUAAAACCAUUUACAGAAAUGCAUCCAUAGAACUGGUUAAGAAUCACCAUCCUGACUGGAAAAUUGAUAUGAUAAUGAAAGAAGCCAAAGCAGAGUUUGAGGAAGCCGGCAAAGGUUUUAUGAGUGAAACUGUUCAACUUGCACAAGACAUGAGGCCCGGUGGGCUGUGGGGAUACUAUUUAUUUCCUGAUUGUUACAACUAUGACUAUAAAAUACAGCCUCAUUCUUAUACAGGCAGAUGCCCAGUUAUUGAAUUAAUGCGUAAUGACUUUCUAGUCUGGCUGUGGAAAAGUAGCAAUGCUCUGUAUCCUUCAAUAUAUUUGGAUUACAUUUUGAAAUCAAGUCCAAAUGCUCUUAAAUUUGUUCAUCAUCGUGUAAAAGAAGCAAUGAGAGUUGCAUCCAUGGCAAGAAAAGACUAUAGUUUACCAGUUUUUGUGUAUGCCAGACCAUUUUAUGCAUAUACAUUUCAUUGUUUGACUGAGAUUGAUCUAGUUCACACCAUUGGAGAAACUGCUGCUCUAGGGGCAGCAGGAAUUGUGCUGUGGGGAGGAAUGCAGUACGCAAGUACUAAGGAAAGUUGUACUGUUGUCAAGAAAUACAUUAGUGGGCCUUUGGGUCAUUACAUUGUGAAUGUGACCUCAGCUGCUAAGCUUUGCAGUAAGGUAUUAUGCAAAAAGAAUGGGAGGUGUGUUAGGAAGAACGCAGACUCCUCAGCUUACUUACAUUUAAAUCCUAAUAGUUAUAAAAUACGAAAACAUAGUUCUGGUAGUGGACAUUAUGCAUCUGGGAAGCCUUUGAGAAAAGACAAAGAGCAUAUGAAGCAUAACUUUGUGUGUCAGUGCUAUGAAGGUUGGACUGGAAUGUCAUGUGAACUCCCAGAACCUGAGGAAGGCAAACAAAAAGAAAUGCAUUUAAAUAAUGGGGCAGGAAACAGUCUUUUCAUGUAUACUGUGUUUUAUGUUACUUUUCAGUUUUGUAUUUUAGUCAUCUGAUAUGCUUUGGUUUUUUUCCAUGCUUUAAAGUUCACAAAUCAGGAGGGCAGUCUAGUCAUAGCUAAAAUGUUAAUAACACUUGGUAGAAUUAUAAUAUAAUAUGCGCUGCAGUAUAAAACAUAUUUUCCUAACAUGGUAUAAUUUUUUUGGUGGGAGUUUUGGAUUACUUUUUAUGGAAUCAUCAUAGU